Messenger RNA from Daktulosphaira vitifoliae (grape phylloxera), 1717 nucleotides. RefSeq lists its product as uncharacterized. Gene Ontology annotation, biological process: tRNA-type intron splice site recognition and cleavage. The transcript is spliced from 6 exons. Bases 128 to 1636 code for a protein of 502 amino acids. NCBI's taxonomy places the organism in Eukaryota, Metazoa, Arthropoda, Insecta, Hemiptera, Phylloxeridae. The record is from RefSeq and is a predicted model, not a curated record. Gene Ontology annotation, cellular component: tRNA-intron endonuclease complex.
UCAUUUAAAUUAAUAUCACAUCACUCAUUUAACACUGCCAAACUUGUCGACUUUUUUAAAACUAGCAUACAAUUUUUCAGUAAUUAUUUAAAAAAUAAAAUGUCCUUUGUUUUAUAAUCUUUUUAUUAUGAAUAACACAUCAAUGAGAUAUAAAUCAACGAAUGUUGAAGAUGAUGAACAAAAUCAUCAAAAAUUUAUUAAUCUUGAUGUUGCGAAUCACAACAAAUAUUUGAAAUGUAAUUUGCAUAAUGUAAAUGAAUUGAUAGAAACUCGUAAAAAACUAUUGAAUGAAGAGAGAAUCGAAUUACGAUGUACAUUGUCAGUAGCAGAGUGGAAAGAUAACUUAAAACUAGCUGAAGUUACUAAAGUGGCAAGAAAACUCACUAAAAAUUUUAGUCAUUCCUUUAAUAAAAAACUAUACUUAUAUCCAGAAGAAUGUUUGUUUUUACUAGAAAUGUUUUUUUUUCAGAAAUGUUUAUUAUUAGAGGAAAAUGGUAAAAAGUUUUCUAUUCAAAGUGCUUAUAAUACAUUAUUAGCAGAAAAUAGUGGUUGUACUUUUGAGCAGUAUAGAACUUAUGCUUUUUUACUAAAAUUAGGAUUUAGAGUAUUUAGGCAUGACAAAGACUUAUUUAAUCGAAAUAAAAUUGAAUAUGGUCCUCAAAAUUUGAUUAUAAUACGAGAAUUACCUUGGUCUAAAAAGAAACUAACUUGUAAUAAUAUACCAGUCAGCAAAAAUUCUAAUUUUUAUAGGAAGUUAUUUCCAAAGCAUAAGAACGGGUGGAUAAAUCUUCAUAAACCUCCUAGUAAAUAUUUACCUAGUGGCCUGCAACCAUAUUAUAACACCUAUUCAUUUAAUUUAUGUCAAAAGUCAAAUCAAUUGAGAAUAAUUGAAAUGAUAAGUAAAAGUAAAAAUGAAGAUAUUCAACAGCUUAAUACUUUAAAUAACCUUAAUAAUUCAUUGCAAUCUAAAGUGGAUAAUUAUCAACUAAAGUAUGAAGAAAAUAAACCUAGUAGCUUGCUACCAAAGAAAGAAGGUUGUAACAAUAAAAGUGUUCCUUUAAUACUUUUGGAUAGUGAAUGUAAUUCAGUUAAACGGAAAGUAGUAAUUAAUGAUAACCUACAAGGGGAUAUAAAAAGAAUAAAAUCACAAUCAAACAAUAAUAAACCUGUAUUAUUUAUUAAUAAUAGAGAUUAUUCUCAUGGUAGUUUAUCAAAUUUUUCACAAAAGGAAUUUAUAGAAGUAAAGUCAAAAUUGAGUUGUCCAUUACUUGUCAAUCAAGGAUCAAAUACAAAACAGGAUUUACCUGACCUCAUAGCAAAAAAGUUGUAUGCUGUUAAACAGAAAAUCAAUGAAAAGGGUAGUGAAACAAAUAAAAUUAAUCAACAUGAAUUUCAUUUUGAUGUUUAUUAUCCAGAACAUGAUUUUCCAAAAACUAAUAAACCAUUACCUGACUUUAGAGUCGCUAUAUUUAGUUUUGAAGAUUAUAUUCCAAAUAUGUUUCAAAUAAAUUAUUCUUGUGAGUUUAAUAAUGUACCAGUUUUAUGGGCUGUGGUUCAUUCAGAUUCUGUUUCAUUCUAUCAUUUAAAUAAUAUUGUUCUUCCAAAACCAAAUGAAUGGGAACUUCAAGAUACAUGAAAAAUUAAAUAUUAAAAGAACUGUUAUCUAUGUAUAGAUUUAAUUAUGAUUAUAAAAUACAAAAAUUAAAUUGAAAAUAUA